AUGGUGAAGACGAAUGUAUUAUCGAAGAUUAGAUCUUUCAAUGGCAUCAACAGACCCAUCUAUGUGUUGGCUGGUUUGGCAUUUCUCAUCUCAGUAGCUACUCUGGCUAAGUUCAACUACAUCACACCACUAAGGUUCUCUGAUCGGUUCUGCAACUCUCACGGAAGCUUUGAAGGCGACGGCUAUAACAUCGGAAGCCAAAUGAGGAAGACGAUCGAAUCUGCCAUUUUCAAAAUCCACCAAGAAAUGGAUGAUCUCAAGGCUUUAGAAGCUUCUUCUGCAGCUCCAUCAUCUGAUUCAUCAGCUUCAGGAUCCAUGUUUAGGCACGUUGCUUUUCUUGCGGAUGUUCUCUCCCUGAUUCAAUCAGUUCAUAUGGAACUACCAUCGUUCGAAGAAAGAUUCGUAGCGGAUCAUCCGUUGAAGCAGCGGAACGGUGACCCGGGCGAGCAUUUCAUGAGGGAAGAGAUAAAGAAAUACAUAAAGAUCAAACCGAACCGGCUUGGGAAGCAGAACUUCAUGGGAGCUAACGGGACUUUCACCUCCAUCGGCCACGCUUGUUUCGCGAUGAAGAAAGAUCUAGAAGAGUAUAUGGACUACGACGUGGGAGAAAUCUGCAACGACGACUGGAGAUUAGCUCAGAAGCUUAUGGUUCACGGAUGCGAUCCGUUGCCUAGGAGACGCUGCUUCUCCCGUGCACCGCAGCUAUAUCACAAGCCGUUUCCGAUCAACGAGUCUUUGUGGAAGCUUCCGGAUAACCGGAAUGUGAGAUGGGGACAGUACAAGUGCAAGAACUUCGCUUGCCUCGCUAGCAACACAACAGCGCGAAAAGGGUUCUUCAAAUGCACUGACUGCUUCAACCUCACGCACCACGAGUCUCCCAGAUGGGUUAACCGAGGCGAAAUCGAUCCAGAGACUAACCAAACCGCGGAUUUCUCGAUACAAGAAGUGCUGGAAAUCAAACCGGGAGAGAUGAGAGUCGGAUUGGAUUUCAGCAUUGGCACGGGAACUUUCGCGGCGAGGAUGAGGGAACGCAACGUCACCAUUGUAACAGCGACAAUCAACCUCGGCGCUCCAUUCAACGAGAUGAUCUCUCUGCGCGGUUUAGUGCCUUUGUACUUAACCGUGAACCAGCGGUUACCGUUCUUCGACAGCACGCUGGAUAUGAUUCACACGACGAGGUUUCUCGACGGAUGGAUCGACCUGAUACUUCUUGAUUUCGUGCUGUUUGAUUGGGACAGGGUUCUAAGACCUGGUGGAUUGUUGUGGAUCGAUGGUUUCUUCUGUCUGAAAGAGGAUUUGGGUGAUUACAUUGAAGCUUUUAAAGCGUUGAGGUAUAGGAGACAUAAGUGGGUUGUUGUACCUAAGAGAGAUAAAGAUGAUAAGGAAGUUUUCUUCUCUGCUGUGUUAGAGAAACCUCCAAGACCCUUUAGAUGA
Thlaspi arvense is the source of this 1434-nucleotide messenger RNA. NCBI's taxonomy places the organism in Eukaryota, Viridiplantae, Streptophyta, Magnoliopsida, Brassicales, Brassicaceae. The record is from the annotation of a GenBank genome assembly.